Messenger RNA from Mytilus trossulus (common blue mussel), 6552 nucleotides. RefSeq names its product AP-1 complex subunit gamma-1-like. Gene Ontology annotation, cellular component: AP-1 adaptor complex; membrane coat; Golgi apparatus. The transcript has 23 exons. Bases 281 to 2770 code for a protein of 829 amino acids. The record is from RefSeq and is a predicted model, not a curated record. Gene Ontology annotation, molecular function: clathrin-cargo adaptor activity. Gene Ontology annotation, biological process: intracellular protein transport; Golgi to vacuole transport. NCBI's taxonomy places the organism in Eukaryota, Metazoa, Mollusca, Bivalvia, Mytilida, Mytilidae.
ACUUUAUUUACGCGGAGUUUGUUCUUCGGUCAACAGCCAUAUUGAUAGAUUUAGAUGACAAGAUACCUUUUUUCCUUGACAAUUUCCGGUCUGAAAGACUGAUUCUUUCUAGAUUAGGAGAUUUACAUAGCAGUCCGUAUACUCGAUAGAUAAACAAAUACUAGUAAAGACAAACACUUAACAAACUGUCAAAAUGAUGCGGUAACCUGCUAGUAUGAUUCUUGCAUGAGUUUGUUAGUAAACCUGUUGCAGUCCAUUCAAAGAUAAUCAUUCCUGCAAAAUGUCAACCAUCAUCAGGUCACUGACUACCCCUACGCCCAAGCGGCUAAGGGACCUCAUCAGAGAGAUCAGGUCAGCCAGAACAGCUGCUGACGAGAGAGCUGUAGUACAGAAAGAAUGUGCAGCAAUAAGGGAUUCCUUCAGAGACCCAGACAAUACUUACAGAUGUAGAAAUGUUGCCAAACUGCUUUAUAUACACAUGUUGGGAUAUCCAGCACAUUUUGGACAGCUUGAAUGUUUGAAAAUUGUGGCAUCCCAGAAAUUUACAGAUAAAAGAAUUGGAUACCUUGGUGCUAUGCUGUUGCUAGAUGAAAAACAGGAAGUUCAUCUUUUAGUUACUAAUUCACUUAAGAAUGAUUUGGGUCAUCAGACUCAGUAUAUUCAAAGUUUAGCCCUGUGUACUCUUGGAUCCAUAUGUUCUACUGAAAUGAGCAGAGAUUUAGCAGGAGAAAUAGAGAAAAUGAUUAAGUCUUCAAAUGCUUAUAUUAAGAAAAAGGCCAUCCUGUGUGCCUUCUGUAUCAUCAGAAAAGUACCAGAUUUGCUGGAGAUGUUUAUACCAUCUACAAGGACUUUACUUAAUGAAAAGAAUCAUGGUGUGUUGUUGACAGCAGUAUGUUUAAUAACAGAGAUGUGUGAGAAAAGUCCAGAUGCACUGACACAUUUUAGAAAGGUUGUUCCACAGCUUGUUAGAAUACUUAAGAAUCUAAUUAUGGCAGGAUAUUCUCCUGAACAUGAUGUUUCUGGUGUUAGUGAUCCUUUCUUGCAGGUUAAGAUUUUACGAUUGUUACGGAGAUUAGGAAAGAAUGACACUGAAGCUAGUGAAACAAUGAAUGAUAUAUUAGCACAGGUGGCUACAAAUACCGACACAAGUAAAAAUGUUGGUCAUGCCAUUUUAUAUGAGAUUGUUCUUACUAUUAUGGGUAUUAAGUCUGAAGCUGGUCUUCGGGUGUUAGCUGUUAAUAUUUUAGGAAGAUUUUUGUUAAAUAAUGAUAAGAAUAUUAGAUAUGUAGCAUUGAACACCUUACUGAAAGUAGUACAAGCAGAUUACAAUGCAGUUCAGAGACACAGAACAACAAUUGUAGAUUGUCUCAAGGAUCCAGAUGUUUCCAUUAAAAAGAGAGCUGUUGAACUUUCGUUUGCCCUUAUAAACACGAGCAAUGUUAGAGGAAUGAUGAAAGAAUUGUUACAUUUCUUAGAGACAUGUGAACCAGAAUUUAAACCGGAUAUAUGUUCAAAGAUUGUUAUGGCGGCUGAAAAUCAUUCCCCUACAAAGAGAUGGCAUAUAGAUACUGUGAUGAAAGUUCUUGUAACAGCAGGUAAUUAUGUGAGAGAUGAUACGGUUUCAAUAACCAUCCAGUUAGCCGCAGAAAUGAAGGAACUCCAUCCAUAUAUAGUGCAACAACUUUUUAAAAACUUUAAAGAUCACUUAGAUGAACAAUCCUUAAUACAAGUGUCAGUCUGGUGUAUAGGGGAAUAUGGAGAAUAUCUGUUGACAGGAGAAUGUGGAGAAGAUGAACCAGUGCAGGCAUCUGAAGAUGAAGUUGUUACAGAGUUGGAAAAGGUUCUGUCAAACCACAAUUUGAAUGAAAUUACUAAAGAAUAUGCUAUUACAGCUUUAAUGAAACUCAGCUCAAGAUUUAGAACAUCUAUUGGGCGAAUCAAAGACAUAAUGAGUGUGUAUGGUAAAAGUGUAAAUGUAGAAUUACAACAGAGAUCUGUAGAAUAUUCACAAAUUUUCAAUAAAUUUGAUAGUUUACGGUUCUCAUUACUAGAACAAAUGCCUUUAAUAGAAACAAGUAGAAGUAAAAACAUAUUACAUGAAAAUAGCAGUGAAAACUUAUUAAAUGGUAUCUCAGAUGAAGGAGAUGUACAGAAAGAAAAUAAAAAGAACUUACAAGAGAGUCAAAAUAUAUUGGACAUACUAGAUGUGGGUUCUCCAACACAACCAGCAGAGCAUCCUCCUAACUCAGGAGUUAAUGAUUUGUUAGAUAUACUAGGAGAUGUAGCUAAUGUUACCUCAUCUACGGCACCGGUUUCCAUACCUAAUACACAACCAGUGCCAAUGGGUAAUGAUUUGAUGGACUUAUUAGGUGGUUCUCCAAUUAAUAACCAAAUGAAUGGAGGAAAUGGGUUCCCGCCAAUGACUGCAUUUAACAAGAAUGGUUUACUAGUAGAAUUUUUGAUCGAGAAGGACAUCUCUGAUCCAGAUGUCACAUCAAUAAAUAUCAAAGCUACAAACUCCACACAAAGUCCUAUGUCUGAAUUUGUCUUUCAAGCUGCAGUACCUAAGUCAUUCCAUUUACAACUUAAUCCUCCUUCGGGUAAUUCUGUACCGCCAGCCAACUCUGGUGCAGUUACACAAUUAAUUAAAGUCAAAAAUCCUUCUAAGCAAACACUGCGGAUGAGGAUUAAAAUUUCUUAUAGUCAUAAUGGACAAACUGUUACAGACAUGGGGGAAGUCAAUUCAUUCCCUGCCACGUUGUGGCAAUGAUAAAACGUUUUACCGACCUUCAUUCUUCAUCUAGUGCAAGCUUCAUUUGUGUCACAUGAUCACCAUAGGAUCUGUGAAUGGAAUAAGUAGUAAAUUAUUGCUCAUCAUGUGAUAAUCUGUGUCCAAGACUUAAUGUUGCUAUUUGUUAACAUUUCAAAGUGGCUAAUAUAUCCUUAAAACAUUAUAUGAGGGAAUGUAGACUUGAGCAUAUUUAGAAAAGUUUGCAGGCAGAUUGGAUCUGACGAAUUCUGAAAAAGUUUGCUGAUGAAAUACAGAUUGACUUUUAAAUGGAUAAUUUACAGACACAUUCUGAUGAGUUUGUUGAAUGAGAUGUCCAGCCAGUUGUUACAUUUGUUAUAGAAAUUACAAAUCUUUUUUGAUGUUUGGAUGUCUUUAAACUGAAUUCAACUAUCUCGAUCAUAUUCAGCAUUUAUUUAUAACACAUGCUUCAAGUUUCUUAUGCAAAAAUUUAGUAUCAAUGAGAUUUUCUGUUAUUUCAGAAAUAGAUAUAUAGACCCAAUUAAGCAGUAUAAAAAAGUAUCAAAACUUUAAAGAAGGAUUGAAUGAAAUACUUGGUUGUGUGAAAGAAGAAUGCAAUUGUAACGAAAUUGUGUCAUUUAUGCAGUAAAAUAAAGCAAGAAUGAAUCUUUGAUCUAAAAAUCAGACGUUUUUUCUAAGCUAAUAAUGCUUUAAAUGUUAAUCCAAACAAUUUAAGAUUUACAUUUAAAAUCAUUAUUUCUAUUAAGGUCCUGUUAGUCAGAGCUCAGACAUAAUGUUAGAAUUUUCUGACUUUCUGGAGGCAGAAUGAGUUUAGUUUUACAAUCAAAUAAAGUUAAAAUUUGACUUGAGUGCAUUGUCCUCACUUAAACCACAAUCACUAUAGAAUACAACCAUUGUAUAGCCUAUUAGUUUAGUAACUGCCAUUGUUGAUGACUUGUAACAGUAAAACUCUUACAUAGGCAUUAUAAGGCUUGAAAUGAAUUGGUACUCAGUGUGGAAAAAAUAUAAUCAGUGUAUGGUUGUUUAUAUUUUACUUUUUUCGUUCAUGAUUACCAUUGUAUUGAAUUAUUUUUCUUAACAUUUUCAUGUUUCACAUUCAUUGGCAUAGUAUCAUGUUUGUCUUGUACAAUAUUCCAAUCUAGCAUGUCUAGAUCAUGCAGUACUGUUUCAGCAUUAAAUAUUUCUAUAAAUCAUGGAGUCGAUCAUUUAAUACUGGGAUAAGACACAAUUAGUCGUAAAUUGAAAAUAAGUUACAUGUUUGGAAUACAGAACUGAACUUUAUUCUAGUGUUACAAUCUUUCAUUAACAAAUUAAAUUCACAGAAUGUGCUACUAUUUCAGAAUAAAUUCUUCUGCAUGUAUUAUUCUAUUGAAAAUACCUUAAUAUAAUAAAUUAUACAUAAACACUAAUUGCAUGUCAUAUGAUAAUAAUUCAGCUGUGAAACCAUUAUGCAUUGAACUCUGAUCAAUCUAGAUUAAUUGUCUAAGCUCAUGUGCAUAAUAGAAGAGUUUUUGACAAAAGUUCACAUAAAUACACAGUAGGAAGUAGGAAUUUAUCAAACCCAUGGCACUUUAGACUGCAGAUAGUUAAGGUUACAUAUAAAUAUCUCAACACAAUGUAGAAAAUAUGCAGGGUUAUACAAAUGUAAAUACUUAUUUGGAUAUGAUGUUCUCAUUUUGACUUAAAUUGGUUGAGGAUUCACUGAAAUAGGAAUGGUCCUGUUUAACUAGAUUCCACUGUAGUGUUAAAAUAUAAUGUUUAUGGUGGUUUUUUUUAUCCAUUUGUUAUCAUUGAAAUUAUGUUCAACUUUUAGUUUAUUGGAAAAUUGGAGAUAAAAAUAUAUUUAAAGAAAUAUAAUUUUUCUUUUGGGAAAAUAAAUGUGAUAACUAAACAAGUGCUGUAGAGAGAUAAAAAAUAUAAAAUAAUAUUACUGUGGAUUCAAUUAUUUUCCAGAGUACCAAUUUUCAUGUUUUGAGUAUUUAAAAUAAAAAUCAUGGAUAUUUAUUUUCCAGGUAUUGUUGAAGUUUUUUCUUCUUUGUUGAACAUUGGAAUUUUAGAUUCACUAAUAUCCUCAAAACGAAGAAAAUAAGUAUCCCCACGAAUAAUAAUGAAUCCACAGUUCACCUAAAGUGCUACUUUUCAUGUAUAAACAUUCCUGUAUCUUUUAUGUAUUUUUCUUUGUAUAUCAAAAUUAAGAUUUAACAUGAAAACUAUGGUAUAUCAGCAAAACACAAGAAUGUCUAUGAAGACUUGUUGUUUGAGGCAUAACCGAAGUAUGAAAAGAUACUUGUAAUAUUGUCUUAAUAUACAUGUCUAUGUGAUGGCUAAUGUUUAACAACUACCAAUCAUUAAGUCAGUGUGGCUUUAAAUGUAAACAGAUAUAGUUUCUAUUAAAUAUCAAUCUAUUUAUCAUAUGCAUGUGAUUUUAAAAUAGUCCCUUUGUAUUGACUUGUAUAACUGAUGAAAAUUGCAGUUUUUUUUUUAAAGUCUAAACUGUAAUUUAACAAGGUUUAAGGGAUAAUUAUAAAUUUUUAUUUUGAAAUAUUGACAGCAUUAUUUUUUUUUAUGUUCUUUUUUAAAGGGGAGGGGGAUUUCCCUUUGCCUCACUGAUGCAAAUCUCACAGCGACACCCUUCCACCAUUAUUAAUCCUUCAUAUAGGCUCAAAUCAGCCUAGGACAUCAUUUCGGAAAUUAAUUCAUCUUUGGAAAAUGGUUUCUGGAAAAUAACUUUAAACAUAUAAAACUGCAUUACAGAAUACUUUUCCACACAGUAUUAACAAAGAUGUAACUUUGGAAACUUUUCAUUUGAAAUAAAAUACUUACCAUGAAUAAGAAGGAAAAAUUCUUAGCAAAAAACUAUUGGUUCUUAGGACUGUAAAUUAGAGAGAGAAAAAAACAGGGGUAUCCUCUGGUCCAAGGGUAGAAUUAUAUUGACAUUAUUUUGAUAGGUUGAAAUUUCACAAAUUCCAAAAAUAUUUGCUUUUAUUGCAUAGAAAAAUAAUAUUUCCCACAGUCACUGCAUACUUUGUAUAAUAUAACUGGUUGGUAAUUUGAGAACAUGAUAUUCAACUUUUUGAUUUUGAUAGAAUUCAUCUGCAUUGAUGUUAAAGAUAUACAUUCCUAUUCUGCUUUCAAUUAUUCAUCUAAAUAUUGUUGUAGUGUAAGUAAUAGUAUUGAAACUUGGUACAAAGGGCUUUACACAAUUCACCUGUUUAUUAAAAAGUCAAUAUUUUAAUAAUAUUAAGGUAUAGAAACUUGAAAGGUCUUCAAUAACUUCUAUUGAAUUAGGCAGAUAGCUGUUGGAUAUCUUAUAGGAAAAAGAUUAAGGUUUGGGGAAGGGGCUUACCUUUUUUCUUUCCUGUCAUCUUGUACCCAUGGGUUGGUUUAAUAAGGAACCCUGGGGCUUUGUAUUAAUAUACAUGCACAGAUGUAAAAAAUGGAUAAUGAGAAUAGUUAUUCAUACUCUAUUUUAUUUCACUGUAGUGCUAACAAAUGAAAAAUAUUCUUAUCUAUCAAUAAAACUAAUUAAAAUGUUGCUUAGAGAAAUUUUAUUUUGCUUUAUAACUGUUUGUCAUUCUGUCAACAAAUUGUUGAAUGUUAAGUUUAUUUUAUAUAUGUGAUCCUUUGUUUACAUUCUAAUUUAUAUCAUGCAAAAUAUAAUGUACAUAUUGUAAAUUUCAGGCAAUGUGUAAAAAAUGGAGAUGCUUUUGAUUGUUAAUGUAUUUGUAUAUGUAUGAAGCAGAACAAAAAAGAUCCAUAAAUAAACUGACAACAAAGAAAAA